UAAAUUAAAAUAAAGUUAGAUUUUUCUUUUGGCUCCUGAAUUAAACAAACAAAUUAAUCUUCGUAAUGUAAUCAUUUCAAUUUGUUUCUAUCUCCGUUAAUUUCCAUAUAUAAAUAUUCCAACGGGGACCCAAACUUUAUUUUCUUUUCUCAGCCUACCAUCAUCUCUCUUUCUCUGUCUCUCUCUCUCUCUCUCACAGAAACGUUUGAGGAGAAAACAAAACUUGGUUGUAACUAGUUUACAAAUGCAGACGAGUCGGUUACUCUCUUUUUCCUCUAACUCUCCGAGUUUCGGCAGCUUCUCUUCCACCGUUGACCUCGCCGCGAUCGCCGCUCGAGUCGUCGAAGAAUUCAGAGAUCAAGAAGAUACACCACAACCCUCCGACUCUCCCCGACGCAACGAAGACGAUGAUGAUGAAUCAGAAUUCGCCUUCGACUGUCCGAGCCACGUGUGCUCCCAACCUCUCGUCACCGCCGACGAGAUUUUCUUUAACGGUCAGAUUCGUCCUCUGAACCCGUACGGUAGCAAUGCUCCGGCGAAAUAUCAGCCGACGCCGCGUCGACGUAGACCGGCACUGAGGAAACUGAUGAGCGAGGAAUUACGAGAUCCGAUGGCGGCUUCGAAUUCGUCGUCGGAAGCUGAAGAGGAUCUAAACGGUGUUCCGCCGGAGACGUACUGUGUAUGGACACCGCCGAAACAACCGAGUUCAGGAGAAGAUGGUGAUGAUCUCAAAGGACUCUCGUCUUCUCCGUCACAGAGCAAGAUCAAAAGCAACUCAGCUGGAUUCUCGAAACGUUGGAAGCUGAGGAAUCUUUUGUACGUUAGAAGCAGCAGCGAAGGGAACGAGAAGCUCGUGUUUCCGGCGCCGGUUAAGAAGAGCGAUGAGAAAGAAGAAGAAGAAGAGGAAGAGGAAGCGUCGUCAAAGGUGGUGGCCGGAGAAGAAGGAAGGGAAAGGGAGGAGACGAAACGACAGACGACUUCGCCGUAUAGGAAGGAUAUGAUUGGAAUAUUAAGAAAUGUCAAUGGGCUAAGUCGUCAUUUACGUCCUUUUUGAUGCUGACGUGGCUCUCCUUAGACGCGGACUUUGGGUGGGCUUCCGUUUCUUUCUUUCUUUUUCUCACUUACUUUUCUCUCUUUUUUUUCUUUUUUUUUUUUUUUUUUUUAAUUUUAAUUUUUUCUCUCAACCUUUUUCUUUUAUUAGUUUCCGAGAAAAUCUUGAGUGUUGGGCGAGAAAGUAAAUAUUUAUUUUAUAAUGUGUCGGUUUUGGAUUAGAUUUGUAUAAGUUUUUGGUGGUUUGAUUAUUGGAAUGGAGACUAAUGGCCUUUUAUUCAAAUAAAACUUGUUGUUCAUCGUCAUUAUGUUGAAUUGUGUAAGUUUUUAAGUUACUUAAAUUUAUGUGAGUGUAUGAAUUUGGAUAA
Messenger RNA from Camelina sativa (false flax), 1418 nucleotides. RefSeq lists its product as uncharacterized. NCBI's taxonomy places the organism in Eukaryota, Viridiplantae, Streptophyta, Magnoliopsida, Brassicales, Brassicaceae. The record is from RefSeq and is a predicted model, not a curated record.